Messenger RNA from Penicillium vulpinum, 1644 nucleotides. Its product is annotated as putative 2-methylcitrate dehydratase. The record is from RefSeq and is a predicted model, not a curated record. Gene Ontology annotation, cellular component: mitochondrion. NCBI's taxonomy places the organism in Eukaryota, Fungi, Ascomycota, Eurotiomycetes, Eurotiales, Aspergillaceae. The coding region runs from base 1 to 1644 and encodes 547 amino acids. The transcript has 3 exons. Gene Ontology annotation, molecular function: 2-methylcitrate dehydratase activity; 2 iron, 2 sulfur cluster binding.
AUGUCCCUGCCUGCGGUAAGACGUCUGACCCACACGUCUCCCCGCACUUUGGCCCGCAUCUCCAGAUUGCCCACUUUGGCUUCUUCCUUCUCCAUUCCCCGUACCUCUAUUUCUUGCACUCCUCGUUUCUCUACAAUGGCCGCCCGUCAAUCUGCCGCCCCGGCGGUUCAUACCACCAAGUCCUACGACCCGGAAAUUCAGGAUAUGGCCAGUUAUAUCCACGACUAUAAGGUGGAUUCCGACUUGGCAUUUGACACUGCUCGUCUGGUGUUCCUUGACACCCUUGGAUGUGGAUUGGAAGCUUUGAAAUUCAAGGAGUGCACGAAACUCCUCGGCCCUGUUGUAGAGGGUACUGUUGUUCCCAAUGGUACCCGUGUGCCUGGCACUCCUUACCAGCUCGACCCCGUAAAUGGAGCUUUUAACAUUGGCUCUAUGAUUCGCUGGCUCGACUAUAAUGACUGCUGGCUCGCCGCCGAGUGGGGUCACCCCUCGGACAAUCUAGGUGGUAUCUUGGCUGUGGCCGAUUGGAUCUCGCGCACAAACCGCGCCGGUGGAAACCUUGGAAAUGGCAAGAUCCUGAAGAUCCAUGAUGUCUUGGAGGCCAUGAUUAAGGCCCACGAGAUCCAGGGUGUUCUGGCUCUGGAGAACUCCUACAACAAGGUCGGCCUCGACCACGUUGUUCUCGUCAAGGUUGCGACCACUGCUGUCGUUUCCAAGAUGAUGGGUCUCACCGAGAAGCAGACUGCCGAUGCUAUUACCCAGGCUUGGGUGGACGGCCAGUCUCUGCGUACCUACCGCCACUCGCCCAACACCAUGUCGCGUAAGUCAUGGGCUGCUGGUGACGCCUGCCAGCGUGCUGUCAACCUGGUUCUCAAGGUCCAGAAGGGUGAGGGCGGUCUCCGCACCGUUCUCUCUGCUCCUACUUGGGGCUUCUAUGAUGUUCUGUUCAAGGGCAAGAAGUUCCAGUUCCAGCGCCCAUAUGGCAGUUAUGUCAUGGAGAACGUUCUGUUCAAAGUUUCCUACCCUGCCGAAUUCCACUCUCAGACCGCCAUUGAGGCCGCUGAAAAGGUCAACGCCAAGCUUGCAGCCAUGGGAAAGAGUGCCAAGGACAUCAAGGAGAUCACUAACCGCACACACGAGGCAUGCAUCCGUAUCAUUGACAAGCAAUUCAAGGAGAUGGACAACUUCGCCGACCGCGACCACUGUGUGCAGUAUAUGGUUGCCACCAUGCUCGUCUUCGGCCGCCUGACCGCUAGCGACUAUGCUGACGGCUCCGAGGCCGCCACCUCCCCUCUGCUGGAGGAUCUCCGCAAGAAGAUCCGUUGUGUUGAAGAUACCAAGUUUACCACCGAUUACCACGACCCAAGCAAGCGCACCAUCCCCAAUGCGCUAACCGUCACCCUGAACGAUGGGACAGUCCUUGAGGAGAUCGUCGUCGAGGCUCCUCUGGGCCACCGUCUCCGUCGCGAGGAGGCCAAGCCUGAGAUUCUGGCCAAGUAUAAGCGUCACAUUGAGGCGCACUUUGACCAGGCUCGUGUCGAUGAACUGCUGAAGCUGGGCUGGAACCGCUCUGAGCUGGAGAACUAUGAUGUCGACCAGUAUGUUGACCUCUACGUGAAGGACAAGGUUAUUGCCUCCUCGUAA